UGAGAGGAUCUAGUGACCUGGCAAUUCACUCUCUCUGAAAACACCAACACUCUCCAGUGUUCCCCAUGGGCUCUGCAGAGCUUUGCAUUUGAGCUACUCUCUGACGUGUGCAACGUGUCCUAGAAAGUGGACUGACCCCAUCCCGCCUGAAAGCCCAAUGCUUGAUACCCUUUGAAGUAAGUUGUUAUUUUGUAUUCUUUCUUUAGUGGGCAGGUGCUUGAAUCCUCUUCUUGGAGGUUUGCAGGCCUAAAGACCAGAUGUGUCCGGAUGUCGACUUGAAGGAUAUCAGCUCCUAUAAGCCCUCAUCUUGGUGGUAGUUGUUCCUCCCCUGGAUGCAAAGCAAGAAAAUGCAGUUGGCCCUGUGUCCAUCCUCCUCCUUCCACAGACCCAGCAGCUGCAAAUCAAAAGUAUCAGGAAAGAAAUUGUAUCUCUGUGGACAUUUACUUGUCAUUGUUUCCUAGAUCAUACAGGGUUAUGGAGAAUUACAUUGCGAUUUUAUUGUAUUAGGUGUCAGAAACAUCAUUGUGGGUAGAAGAUAUGGAAAUACUCUGGCAUUUUUAAAAGAGACUUGAGCAUGUGAGGACUGUGGCAUUCUCUGUGCACUUGGAACAGACCUCCCAUGUAUUUCCUGUGAUGUUUCUGAUUUCCAGACUUGAGAACCUUUAGGGCUUCACUGUAAGUCAGUCCCAUGGGAAUGCAGUAGGUGGGCAGUCGGAGGUGGUGUGCAGAACCUCAGUGAGGGCUUGAAAGACCACAUCCCACACCAGACCAGGAGCAGAGAAGGGAGCCCUCUCCCCAUGUUGUAAGUUUAUCUCUUGUUUUAUAACAAGAUCAUGUCUUGUGAAAUUUUGCACACAUUCUGAAUAAUUCCCAUGCGUUUGGAUGAUCUGGGAAGCAUAGGUUUCAUUGUUUUUUCUCCCAUAUGAUGUGUUACCUGGUGGGAACUUGAACACAUGAUCAGGCCAUGGAGUCUCCUCAUUUGGGAAGGGGCUACUCAAAGAAAUCCUUGUUCCUGUUUUACCUUCUGCCACAGGAGGACACAAGAAGGUUUUCAGAUGGUGAAAAUGAUCUGGUUCCGAACACGGAUGAGCCCUGUGGGAUAGAGACCCUUGAAGGUAACAGAGAGGCAGAGCUCAUGAACCAGCUGGUGCCUGUCUUUUUUGGUAGGAACCCCGACUGGGGCAGCACCUUCAGGUCUAUUUACUCAGGUUUCAUCACCAGCCAGCAGGUGCUGGAGCUGCUCUUCCCAAGUGCCGUGCCCAUCAACCCGGGUACCUGGAUGGAGCAGUACAGCGAGGCUUUCCAUCAGCCUCCAGGCCUCAUGAUUCUCCAGCUGCUGCUGCCUUACCUUCAACUGUACAUGGGUGGCUUGAAUCUGGAGCGCCAAGCACACCACCUGCUGGCACAGCUGGAGGAUGGCAAGUCCAGCGAGGCAGAGCCUGAGUUCCAGGAGGCCCGGGCUACAGACUCACUUCCAAUGCCCACCCCAGGGCUAGAGCCUCAUCAAGGAGCUGCUCUGGUGGCCAGUGAAGGAGCAGCACCAUCACCAGAGGCAGAGCUCAACGAGUGGGAGACAGCUGCUCCAUUCAUGUCCAUCUAG
Molecule: messenger RNA, 1600 nt
Organism: Sciurus carolinensis (gray squirrel)
Lineage: Eukaryota; Metazoa; Chordata; Mammalia; Rodentia; Sciuridae
Product: ral guanine nucleotide dissociation stimulator-like
Exons: 5
Coding region: 965-1600 (211 amino acids)
Source: RefSeq, a predicted model, not a curated record